UGUGUAUGCAAUAAAGGUUAACAGCAGCGGGGUUAAGGCCUCUUAUAAGACGGGCAGAAUCUGGUUUCGGAGAUUAUUCGCGCGCUGUUCGCUCGACCCGAACACACACACAUAUCACAGAUUAUCAAAGCAAAGAUGUUGUCGAAAUUCCGUGGAUUAGCCAGGCUCGAGGCCCAGGUCACCGCGAGACGUUCCGUCAGCUCCCAAGAGGUCUUCGACAAAGAGUCCAAAUACGCAGCUCACAACUACCAUCCACUUCCGGUCGCUCUCUGCAAAGGAGAAGGUGUUCACGUUUGGGAUGUCGAGGGAAAGAAGUACAUGGACUUCUUGAGCGGUUACUCCGCAAACAACUUUGGUCAUUGCCAUCCCAAGAUCGUGUCCACCAUCCAGAAGCAAGCGGGAAUCCUGCACCACACCUCCAGGGCAUUCUACAGCGACGUCCUGGGAGAGUACAGCGAGAAGAUCACCAAAAUGUUCGGAUACGAUAAAGUGCUUCCGAUGAACACCGGCGUCGAGGCCGAUGACACCGCUUGCAAAUUGGCGAGGAAAUGGGGCUACCAGAAAAAGAAGAUCCCCAAGAACCAGGCCAAGACCAUCUUCUGUAGCGAGAACUUCUGGGGUCGCUCUCUGGCCGCCAUCUCCGCAUCCACCGAUCCUCUGAGCUUCGAGGGAUACGGACCCUUCAUGCCCGGAUUCAGCUGCGUCCCUUACAACGACCUCACCGCACUCGAAAAAGCCCUUCAGGAUCCGACCGUGUGCGCCUUCAUGGUGGAACCGAUCCAAGGAGAGGCCGGCAUCAUCGUGCCCCACGAGGGUUACUUGAAGGGAGUGAGGGCGCUGUGCGACAAGUACAACGUGCUGUGGAUCGCCGACGAAAUUCAAACCGGACUUGGAAGGACCGGCAAGAGGAUCGCCGUCGACCACGAAAACGUGAAACCCGACAUCCUCGUGCUCGGCAAAGCGUUAGGCGGUGGCGUCUAUCCCGUCUCCGCUUGCUUGGCCAACGACGACGUGAUGUUGGUGAUGGAACCGGGCACUCACGGCUCAACGUUCGGUGGAAACCCGCUGGGAUCUAAGGUGGCCAUCUCCGCUCUGGAGGUGCUCGAGGAGGAGAAGUUGGCCGAGAACGCUACGAAGAUGGGCGAGAUCUUCAGGAGCGGCGUUCAGGGUGCUGCCGACAAGAGGGUCGUCAUCGAUGUUCGCGGAAGGGGACUCAUGAACGCCACAGUCAUCAACAGAAAUUACGCCGACGCCUGGGACGUCUGCCUGAAACUCAAAGAGAACGGAGUCAUCGCCAAGCACACGCACGAGGACAUCAUCAGAUUCGCGCCUCCGUUGACCAUCAACGAAACCCAAAUGAACCAAGCCGUCGACAUCAUCACCAAGACAAUCAACAGCUUCUCCAAAUAAUUCACAAAACACCCACGUAUUCUUAUAAAAUAACUCCUAUAUUUUAUACCCAACCCUAUUACUUCUUAUCUUGUUAAAAAAUAUUAUAUAUUUCUAAGUUUCAA
Messenger RNA from Nicrophorus vespilloides, 1514 nucleotides. RefSeq names its product ornithine aminotransferase, mitochondrial-like. NCBI's taxonomy places the organism in Eukaryota, Metazoa, Arthropoda, Insecta, Coleoptera, Silphidae. The coding region runs from base 136 to 1410 and encodes 424 amino acids. Gene Ontology annotation, molecular function: identical protein binding; L-ornithine transaminase activity; pyridoxal phosphate binding. Gene Ontology annotation, cellular component: cytoplasm. The record is from RefSeq and is a predicted model, not a curated record. The transcript is spliced from 6 exons.